Molecule: messenger RNA, 1085 nt
Organism: Chelonus insularis
Lineage: Eukaryota; Metazoa; Arthropoda; Insecta; Hymenoptera; Braconidae
Product: UPF0428 protein CXorf56 homolog
Exons: 4
Coding region: 142-798 (218 amino acids)
Biological process (GO): endoplasmic reticulum membrane organization; endoplasmic reticulum to Golgi vesicle-mediated transport
Source: RefSeq, a predicted model, not a curated record
AAGACACGGAAUGUCUGUAGACAAGAAAUUUCUGCGAUGUUUAUAUGUAUUUGAGGUUAUGUUUACCAUUGUUUUUUAUUAGUAAAUAAAUCAACUAGUUAAUACUCAUAAUUUGUAAUUAAUAAUAUAACAGAAAUAAAAAUGCCUAAAGUAGUGUCAAGAAGUAUUAUUUGUUCUGACACAAAAGAUCAAGAAGAAUAUAGUGAAGAAAAACCAUUACAUAUUUACUAUUGUUUAUGUGGACAAAUGACAUUAAUUUUAGAUUGUUCCAUAGAAAAAUUACCAUUGAGAAAACGGGAUGGUGCUCGAGUAAUUGAUGGUACCAAACAUGCUCAUAAGAUGACCUGUGAACCUGAUGAAAUUGUUUAUCUAAAACGUCAAGAAGGAAUCGAAAAACAACAUCGUCAAAAAUGCAAAAAAUGUGGAUUAUUAUUGUAUUACAAGCAUGAUCCUUUUGCAAAUAUUGUUUUCAUCGUUAAGGGUGCAGUAAUUAAAAGUUCUGGAGAAGGACCAAUUAGUGAUAUUUAUAACCAAGUUGCCGUUGAAAAACCAAAGAAAAUAAUGGUCACAAAACACACUAAAAAUAUGGGUAAAUUUAGUUCUGUUACUGUAUCAACAAUUGAUGAAGAAGAAGAUGAAAUUGAAGCUCGAGAAGUGGCUGAUUCUUAUGCAAAUAAUGCUCGAAUAAUUGAAAAACAAUUAGAAAGAAAAGGCAUGACAAAAAGAAAAGCAAUGCCACCACCUGAGAUAGAUCCAAUUAAGAGAACACGGCCACGGGGCACAUUAUUGGACGUUUAAUUGUUUUUAACAAAGGGAUUGGACGAAUGUUACCUGGGAUUACCUUAUCCAUUGUUGUUGCUACACUAGUAACAAAACACUUUCUCUAUGUAGUUUAAAACUGAAACAUUCAAAUUCGAAAGGGUAAAAACGAUCUUGUUUAUUGUACUUACUAAGGUCAUUCUCUAAUGUUACAAUAGAAAAUAAAGCUUAUUUUAAUGAACUUUAUUAUAAUGAUAAACAUUAUUCGUAUAACUCUCUCUUGUCUAUGCUAAAAUUUUGUUAUUUAUUCGAUUAAAUUGAACUAA